CGAGCAGUCCGCUCUCUGGGCAGCACGGACAUGUUUUGGUGAAACACACAACAAUCUUGUCGGGCUCGAAGUUGAGUCCUUGUCCGACAUGUGUAUGUCAAGUCGUAACUCGAUUGCCCAUUCAGACCUGCUGUAUGUGUGCUAUAGAAGGCAGAUUCCUUUGAGAUCCUUCUAGUUAUUUCUGAAUCAUGAGUGGCUCAAAGCCCGACAUCCUGUGGUCUCCUCACCACCCCGACCGCUAUGUCAUCUGCGACUCCGAGCUGGGACUCUAUCGCAUUGGACCUGUGGGCAGCGCAGAAACCAAAGCGGGCACCCUCCCGCUCUCUGAGGAAACUGCUGCUACUUUACUUGCCAUUAACUCUGACACGCCUUACAUGAAAUGUGUGGCCUGGUACCCAAAACACGAGCCUGAGUGUUUACUGGCUGUGGGCCAGGCCAACGGCAGAGUGGUGCUCACCAGCUUGGGCCAGAGCCACAACUCCACAUGUAAGGAGCUAGUGGGGAAAGAGUUUGUCCCUAAGCACGCCCGCCAGUGUAACACGUUAGCCUGGAAUCCAGUGGAUAGCAACUUGCUGGCUGCUGGGCUGGACAAGCACAGAGCAGACUUCUCUGUUCUCAUAUGGGACAUCAGCAGUAAGUUUUCCCCUGAGGUCAGUGUAGGUGCUGAGAAGAUUCGUCUCUCCUCUGUGGAUUUUGACUCAAGCACAGUAGUGACCAAACCCCUCUAUGAGCUGGGCCAGAAUGAUGCUUGCCUCUCCCUCUGCUGGCUGCUUCGUGACCCAAAGCUUCUGUUGGCUGGCAUGCACCGGAACCUCGCAAUAUUUGAUCUGAGAAACACAAGCCAGAAGACAUUUGUUAAUACAAAAGCCAUCCAGGGAGUGACAGUCGAUCCACACCACCAUGACCGUGUGGCUUCCUUCUUUGAGGGCCAGGUGGCCAUCUGGGAUCUGAGGAAGUUUGAGAAGCCUGUGCUCACGCUCACUGAGCAGCCGAAACCACUCACUAAGGUGGCUUGGUGUCCAACUCGAACCGGCCUUCUGGCCACACUGACACGUGACAGCAACAUCAUCCGCCUUUACGACAUGCAACACACUCCCACACCCAUCGGUGAUGAGACGGAGCCCACCAUCAUUGAGCGAAGCGUGCAGCCUUGUGAAAGCCAGAUCGGCAGCUUCGCUUGGCACCCGUCCUCUCAGAACCGUAUGGUGGUGGUGUCGGCAGCCAACCGGGUCAUGACCGACUUCACCGUGUUCGAGCGCAUCUCGCUGGCUUGGAGCUCAACCACCUCACUCAUGUGGGCGUGCGGCAGACACCUGUAUGACUGUGUCGAGGACGGAGCUGAUGGAGUGGAGAGCGCAAUUGAGAAAGACAUCGCCACUAAGAUGAGGCAGAGGGCUCAGUCCAGGUACGGGCACGAUACCGUGCAGGUGUGGAGGAACCACCUGCUGGCUGGAGCGAACGACCCCCAGCUCAAGUCCUUGUGGUAUGACCUGUUCUAUAUGAAGCAGUGUGCAGAGGAUAUGGAGCUGAAACUGCAGGGGAACAAACAGUCUGUUGUCUAUUCUGGUAUCAAGAACAUUGUCAAGACCAGCUCAGGCACAACAGAGAGCCGCCGGUGCUGGAGCGGCUCGGACCGCCAGACAGAUGUGCUGCGCUACCACAGCGAGGAGCGCUGCCUUGCCCUGCGGCUCUGCGGAUGGAUCAGUCGUGGCCCAGAAAUCGACGUGGAGACCUUCCUGCGAUCGCUGGAGCAGGAACGCGAGUGGGAACGGGCGGCAGCCGUUGCCCUGUUCAACCUGGACAUCCGCAGGGCCAUCCAGAUCCUCAACAAGGGAGCCACUGCUGAGAAGGGUGACCUGAACCUGAAUGUGGUUGCCAUGGCUCUGUCAGGCUACACCGAUGAGAAGUCCUCCCUGUGGAGGGAGAUGUGCAGCUCUCUGAGGCUGCAGCUGAAGAACCCCUACCUCUGUGUCAUGUUUGCCUUUCUCACCAGUGAGCCUGGAGCCUAUGAUGGCGUGCUGUAUGAGAGCAGUGUCGCUGUGCGGGACCGAGUCGCCUUUGCCUGUAUGUUUCUCAGCGAUGCACAGCUGGCACGAUACAUUGACAAACUAACCAAUGAGAUGAAGGAGGCAGGCAACCUCGAGGGCAUCCUGCUGACAGGGCUGAGUAAAGACGGCGUGGAUCUUAUGGAGAGCUACGUGGACCACACUGGAGAUGUCCAGACUGCCAGCUUCUGCAUGUUAAAGGGCUCCCCAGGUGAAGUGUUGAAGGACCCGCGAGUCCAAUGCUGGAUAGAAAACUACCGCAACCUGCUGGACGCCUGGAGAUUCUGGCACAAACGGGCUGAGUUUGACAUCCACAGAGGCAAAAUGGACCCCAGCUCCAAACCGCUAGCCCAGGUGUUUGUGAGUUGCAACUUCUGUGGGAAGUCCAUCUCCUACAGCUGCUCGGCGAUGCCUCACCAGGGCCGCGGCUUCAGCCAGUACGGUGUCAGCGGCUCACCCACCAAGUCAAAGGUCACCAGUUGCCCUGGCUGCAGGAAACCGCUGCCACGCUGUGCCCUCUGCCUCAUGAACAUGGGCACACCUGUAUCCAAUUGCCCAGGAACAGGGAAAUCUGAUGAGAAGGUGGACUUGACAAGGGAGAACAAACUUGCUCAGUUCAACAACUGGUUCACCUGGUGUCACAACUGUCGACAUGGCGGCCACGCUGGCCACAUGCUCAGCUGGUUCAGAGACCACACAGAGUGCCCAGUGUCAGCUUGUACAUGUAAAUGCAUGCAGCCGGACACCACAGGAAACCUGGUGCCUUCAGACAGCAGCUAAACAGGAGGAGCCUGGCGGACUCUGAAGCCAAACACCAGCCCAAGGCCGACCAGCGCAGGUUCACGGCUUCACCCGCCAUGCUGUCAACUGGGCAAGGGACAAAGGGUGACAACGGUGUCCUUCUCCGAAAAAGCGGCUGCUUGAAUAGAAUUAAAAUACUGUUAAGUAUAGUCUAGUGAAUGUAAUGUUGUAAACAGAGCCUGAUAUGAAGAAGGGACUAAAUGAUGACUAAAUGACACAAUGAAAGAAAGGGAGCAAAUGAAGACUCACUGCUUUGCUAAUCAAAGUCCCACUCAGGAGAAAUACAAGAGGCCCUGCUGUAAUCAGCCUCUUCCAAUCUAACCUGAAUCAGGCUUAUGAUCUAUAAAAAAAAAAUCAAAUGUCUAGUCACACAUCAGGUUGUAAAGAUGUAUACACAGGUGCCAAUAUGUCUGAGCUAUAUUUUGUUGCUUGUGUUUUAAUACACUAUUUAACGUCAUGUUCUUCUUAUGAAAGGAUUUUCACAUACCUCAUGAAAGCAUUGUUCGGGGUGAGGGAUGUUACCCUGGGUGACGAGGCGGAGUGUAGUGCACAAUAACAAAACUCCCUUGCUCUCUUAAAGUUCCUCUCUGCCACUGUUCAUCUGGCAUUGUGAGGGAGGCUUCCAGUGUGAGGGGUAGGUUUGGGGGGAGAGGAUGUGGAAUUGGAGAAGGUCGGGGUGGCGAGCGAGAAGGAGGAGGAAUGGGUGGGAGGGUGCCUCUGUAUUCAGCAGCCCACUCCAGGCCUGUGGCCCAUGAAAGAAGCUCCCCAGAAAACAGCAGCUGCUCGGCACUCUGACAAGACCCUCCAGAUUGUUCCCCUCAUAAAGAACCUCAGCUGCCGGAACACUAUUGACUCAAAGAGAGGGUGAGGGAACAGACAGCCUGAGCCCGUAAGCCCCCCCCCCCCCCCCCCCCCACACACCCUGUGACAUACACAGACUUGCCCUCUCUUUCUUUCUCCAUCACUCUGGUGCCCAAAUUGCACCCAAAAACUAUGCAUACCACACAUCAAUCCAAGGAUGGGCGCCGUCUGUGGGGGGACUGCCGUGUGUAAGCCGCAUUGUAAAUGGUUUUUUUUCUCUUUCUCUGCCACCCUCCCUGCUCUGUCACUAACCCAGAGAGGCAUUGUAAGUGAGAGGCGGCUAAAUCACUUAGUCAUGGAGUAGGGAGGAGUGGGGGGGGGCGCACAAGAGCUACUGUAUGCUGCUUUCACCAGGAUCUCUUCCCGUUGUGGGAGGUUUUAUAGGCCUGCAUGCCCUUUUGUGAACUAUUUUGGAGUGGAGCUGACAAAUUGGCGAGCCGUGUAGCGUCCUGAAAAACAGAGUGGCUGGAAUUUCAUCCAUUCAGUGUGUUCUUGUGUUUGCCUUUUAAAAUAAAUUCCGACUGACUAAUUGGA
Scophthalmus maximus (turbot) is the source of this 4241-nucleotide messenger RNA. RefSeq names its product missing oocyte, meiosis regulator, homolog (Drosophila) (gene mios). The record is from RefSeq and is a predicted model, not a curated record. Gene Ontology annotation, biological process: cellular response to amino acid starvation; positive regulation of TORC1 signaling. Bases 189 to 2825 code for a protein of 878 amino acids. The transcript has 12 exons. Lineage: Eukaryota; Metazoa; Chordata; Actinopteri; Pleuronectiformes; Scophthalmidae. Gene Ontology annotation, molecular function: protein binding. Gene Ontology annotation, cellular component: cytoplasm.